AUGGAUUCUUCCACGACCCCUCUCAUUGAUCGGGAUGACCUAGAACGCCGGCCAGAUUCCACCGGAUCUCCGGCAGAUGGAUCUUCUAUCGUUAAAGUCCUCGCCGGUUUCUUUGUUUCCAUGCUAGUCCUUUCAUCUAUGGUUGUUGUAAUGUACAACCAAUUACAAAGACCACAAGGUGGCCGGCAGUCCACUACCACCACAACCACGUCAGCAUCGUCGGGAAUUGAGGUGAAACCGUCGUCAAGAGGGGUGGGGUGGCCGGAGAAGAUGGGUGGUGGUGAUGAUAGCAUAGAAUGGCAACGAUCUGCUUACCAUUUUCAACCCGAUAAGAAUUUCAUCAGCGACCCUGAUGGUCCAUUAUACCACAUGGGUUGGUACCAUUUAUUCUACCAGUACAACCCGGAUUCCGCCAUUUGGGGCAACAUCACAUGGGGACACGCCGUCUCCAAAGACCUAAUCAACUGGUUCCACCUCCCUCUCGCCAUGGUUCCCGAUCACUGGUACGACAUCCAAGGCGUCAUGACCGGCUCCGCCACCAUCCUCCCCGACGGCCAAAUCAUCAUGCUCUACAGCGGCAACGCCUUCGAUCUCUCCCAGCUUCAAUGUCUCGCAUACCCUCUCAACUCCUCCGACCCCCUCCUCCUCGACUGGAUCAAAUACUCCGGCAACCCCAUCCUCUUCCCCCCUCCCGGCGUCGGCCUCAAAGAUUUCCGGGACCCUUCCACUCUCUGGAUCGGACCCGACGGUAAAUACCGAAUGGUGAUGGGAUCGAAACAUAAUGAUACGAUCGGGUGUGCUCUCGUCUACCACACCACCAAUUUCACACACUUUGAGUUGUUGGAUGAUGUGUUGCAUUCGGUUCCGGGUACGGGUAUGUGGGAGUGUGUGGAUCUUUACCCGGUAUCUACUACUGAUACGAAUGGGUUGGAUAUGUCGGAUCAUGGGUCCGGUUCGGGUGGUGUUAAGUAUGUGUUGAAGCAGAGUGGAGAUGAGGAUAGACAUGAUUGGUAUGCGAUCGGGUCAUACGACCCGGUGAAGGAUAAAUGGUACCCGGAUGAUCCGGAAAUGGAUGUGGGUAUCGGGUUGAGAUAUGAUUAUGGGAAGUUUUAUGCUUCGAAGACGUUUUAUGACCCGAGUAAGAAGAGACGGGUUCUUUGGGGAUAUGUUGGUGAAACGGAUCCUCAAAAAGAUGACCUUAUUAAAGGAUGGGCAAAUAUUUUGAACGUUCCAAGAUCCGUGAUAUUGGACACUAAGACACAAAGAAAUUUGAUUCAAUGGCCGGUUGAGGAAGUCGAAACUUUGAGGUCUAAAAAGCACAACGAAUUUAAAGACGUGGAGUUGCAGCCUGGAUCACUCAUACCACUUGAUAUAGGUUCCGCCACACAGUUGGACAUAAUUGCCUCAUUCGAGGUAGACAGUGCGAUGUUGGGUGCAACCCUAGAAGCCGAUGUUUUGUUCAACUGCACCACAAGCGAUGGUUCAGCCGCAAGGGGUGUUUUGGGACCGUUUGGGCUCGUGGUCCUAGCCGAUGCAUCACUAACAGAGCAAACUCCAGUGUAUUUCUACAUUGCAAGAAACAUUGAUGGCACCUCGAGAACUUAUUUUUGUGCUGACGAAUCAAGAUCAUCAAAGCUUUUAGAUGUGGGCAAAAUGGUGUAUGGAAGUAGUGUUCCUGUCCUUCAUGGUGAAAACUACAACAUGAGAUUAUUGGUGGAUCAUUCAAUAGUAGAAAGCUUUGCACAAGGAGGAAGAACAGUGAUAACAUCAAGAGUAUAUCCUACAAAGGCAAUCUAUGAAUCAGCCAAAGUAUUCUUGUUCAACAAUGCAACUGGCAUCAAUGUUAAGGCAUCACUCAAGAUUUGGAAGAUGGGUGGGGCACAAUUAAACCCUUUUUCCCUCUUUAAAUAGGUUCAGUUUUACUCAUUGUGUUUCACUAGGGGCAUUUUGGUCAUUUCCUAUGCCUGUUGUAGUAGGUGUAAGCUUAUAAGUUACAAAUCCCACUCAUUCAUGUUUUUGUAAGUUGCAACACCCAAAACUCAAAAUCAUGAUUAAGACAGAUUUUAUAAAGAAAGAAAGAAAUAACAAAUUGAUAUCGAAG
Messenger RNA from Lactuca saligna, 2101 nucleotides. The record is from the annotation of a GenBank genome assembly. NCBI's taxonomy places the organism in Eukaryota, Viridiplantae, Streptophyta, Magnoliopsida, Asterales, Asteraceae.